AAAUGGCGCGGUUGUUCUAUCCGGGGGUUAGGGAUGGUGGUUGUAGCUUGGGAGACGGAUAAGAGAACUGGGUGCUUAAAAUGGAAGGGGCGCAGCUCAGUUCUGUUGGCAAACGGACGACCUUCUCUUAGGCGCUGGGUCCCACCUCCACGCUACCUCCUACGGUGGGGCCCGGUGGGAAGACAGAACCAGCACCUGCGGCUGUUCUUCUCCUGCCCCCUGCUGCUGCCCCAGUCCGCGCGCUCACCAUCCCCCCGGCCUGCCCCUGCUUUUCUCCCAACCCCCAAUUUCUCCGUGGGCCCCGGGUCAGAUCGCUCUCCCACUCUGAGAAAAGGAAGAAAGAUUGCAUUUAUCUCUUGGUGUUGAUCUAAUCGGACCCGCGGAAUCCAUUUAGUCGUCCCCGUCUCGCUGUUUGUUUGGGUUGUUUUAGAGAGAAAGAGGAGCCGAGCUCGCCGGAGGUCCAGCGAUCUCGCCGCGACUACCACCGCCAGGUUUAAGUAUAGGAGUGGUAUAAUCAUAAUCAUAAUAAUAGAAGAAGAUGGAGGAGGAGAAGGAUAGGAGGAAGAAGAUGGGGAUGAAGCGGAAGUGGUGUGUUUCCAUCAAGAAAAUUUUCACCGCUGAAUCCAAGGUGAAGAAAGACCAGAAGUUCAAACGGAAGAGGAAUUGGAUAUGUGGGAAAUUCGCGGAUUCUGAUCGGUUCGACUCUGGGUCUGCUCGGGAGGGACCUCCACCGCCACCUCCUCCUCCGCCACUGGUGGAGAAUGGACAGAACAACCAUGCCUACUCUGUGGCGCUGGCAUCUGCAGUUGCGGCGGAGGCUGCCGCCGUGGCAGCUCAGGCUGCUGCGGAGGUUGCUCGCCUCACUGCGUCAUCAAGCAUUGCUGGUGGAUCAAGGGAAGGGAUUGCGGCGAUUAAGAUUCAGACAGCUUUCCGAGGAUACAUGGCAAGGAGAAGAUUGCGAGCCUUGAGAGGAUUCGUUAGAUUGAAGUCAUUGGUUGAAGGAAAUGCUGUCAAGCGUCAAGCUGGAAACACUUUGCGUUGCAUGCAGACAUGGGCAAGAGUGCAAUCACAGAUCCGUUCAAGGAGGAUCAGAAUGAUAGAGGAAAAUCAGGCUCUUCAGAGGCAGCUGCAGCUCAUACGUGAAAGGGAACUUGAAAGAUCAAAGUUGGGAGAGGAAUGGGAUGACAGUCUUCAGUCCAAAGAGCAAAUUGAAGCAAAUUUAUUAAACAAGCAAGAAGCUGCUAUCAGAAGAGAAAGGGCACUUGCUUAUGCAUAUUCUCAUCAGUGGAAGAGCUCAUCACGAUCAGUGACUCCAACAUUCACAGACCCCCACAAUCCGCACUGGGGUUGGAGCUGGUUGGAGCGCUGGAUGGCAGCAAGGCCAUGGGAGAACCGCAGCAUGUCGGAAAAAGAUCUGAAUGACCAUGCCUCAGUGAAGAGUGCCUGCCACAGCAUCACAGGGGACGCAAACAAUGCCUUCGCUCGUCGAAACAGCAUCUUGGAGCGAACCCCGCCCCCACUGCAGAAAUCGGGCCGCUCCAGCCGCCAGUCACCCUCAACUCCCGCAUCCAAGCCAUCAUCAGUGGCAGGGAAGCUGAAAUCGGUGAGCCCAAAAAAUGGUUGGGCCCACAUAGAGGAUGAUUCGAGGAGCAUGCACAGUUUGCACUCAGAGCGGGCACCCAGAAGGCAGAGUGUUCCGGGUUCAUCAAUAAGAGAUGACGAGAGCCUAGUAAGUACUCCGGCCAUGCCUAGCUACAUGGCAUCCACAGAAUCAGCGAGGGCAAAAUCCCGUUUCCAGAGCCCAUCAACAAUGUGCGAUGGUGUUGAGACACCAGAGAAGGGACCCAUGAGAUCGGCAAUGAAGCGCUUGUCUUUUGCAGAGACAAAUAAGCAGAGUGUGUCGUCCCCAGGAGGUGUGAGACGCCACUCUGGUCCUCCAAGGCUAAAUAUUGCCUCAUUGAAGGAUGUAGGUGUCGUCUCUGAGCAGGAUAUGAGCAAUGGAGCAAGCAGUUAGCCUGUUCAACCAGCACUUACACAGAAGGGAAUGGGGGAGACUACUGGUACAGCCAGUUUACUCAUUACAGUAUUAAUUUAAUUAGCGUGGGACUGUUCUUGGGUGAGAGCCUACUUUGAAAGGGUUGGUUUCAUGGAUUGUAGCUAUGAACUUUGUUUCCAUCCUUUCUUUAUUUGGGUUUGUUUUGUGUGUGUUUCUGGACGGUGCUUGGCUUUUGAUCAUAGGAUGUGCAUGAUUGUGGGGUGCAUUGUCUGACAUUGGUUGUUGAACAAAAGAGAUACGUGCUUUAAAUUUACUGACAAGAGAUGUUUGUUAUUAUA
Messenger RNA from Elaeis guineensis (African oil palm), 2334 nucleotides. Its product is annotated as protein IQ-DOMAIN 3. NCBI's taxonomy places the organism in Eukaryota, Viridiplantae, Streptophyta, Magnoliopsida, Arecales, Arecaceae. The record is from RefSeq and is a predicted model, not a curated record. Gene Ontology annotation, molecular function: protein binding.